CGCCGUCGGCGUCCUCCGCAGAGGGCGACCUAGGCCGCCGGCCGGGGACGCGGACGCAGCCGGGCAGCGACCGAGGGCCGAGGCCGCCGCCUGCCGCAGCCAUGCCGGACGGCUGGGACAAGGACGUGUACCCCGAGCCUCCGCGCCGCACGCCGGCGCCGGCGCCGCAGACCUCGCUCCCCAACCCCAUCACCUACUUGACGAAGGCCUUCGACCUCCUCGUGGACCGGCCGGUGACCCUCGUGAGAGGCGAGAAAGCAUGUAUCAAGCCCGUCGGAGGCACCGGGACUGAGGCUGGUCUCCCUGCAGAGUUCAUAGAGCGGCAGCAUGCCAAGAACAGGUCUCACUACUACCACCGUGAGUUCCGCCGCGUGCCCGACAUCACCGAGUGCGAGGAGAAGGACGUCUUGUGCAUGUUUGAAGCCGAAAUGCAGUGGAGGAGGGACUACAAAGUGGAUCAAGAAAUAGUCAACAUCAUUCAGGAGAGGCUUAAGGCCUGCCAGCAGAGGGAAGGGGAAAGCCACAGGCAGAACUGUGCCAAGGAGCUGGAGCAGUUCGGCCAGGUGUCCAAGGCCUUCCAGGACCGCUACCACGAUCUGGGGGCCCACUAUUCUGCCAGGAAGUGCCUGGCCAAACAGAAGCAGAGGAUGCUGGCGGAGAGAAAAGCUGCCACGGAGGCUGCAGCUGCCUGAGGCUGGGUGUCAGCCCUUGUGACCCCAUUCCCACAAUAAAACGCCUGUUGCUCCUA
Molecule: messenger RNA, 748 nt
Organism: Tupaia belangeri chinensis (Chinese tree shrew)
Lineage: Eukaryota; Metazoa; Chordata; Mammalia; Scandentia; Tupaiidae
Gene: NDUFB10
Product: NADH:ubiquinone oxidoreductase subunit B10
Exons: 4
Coding region: 102-692 (196 amino acids)
Cellular component (GO): respiratory chain complex I
Source: RefSeq, a predicted model, not a curated record